Molecule: messenger RNA, 2243 nt
Organism: Mizuhopecten yessoensis (Yesso scallop)
Lineage: Eukaryota; Metazoa; Mollusca; Bivalvia; Pectinida; Pectinidae
Exons: 8
Coding region: 87-2117 (676 amino acids)
Source: RefSeq, a predicted model, not a curated record
GUUUACAUUUUCCAGUUAGUCAGAACUGACUUUGACGGAAUAUAAGCAUGUCUAUAAAACACUAAAUUCCUAAAGGUAACUCACGGAUGCAAAGAAGAAUGGAUUAUACAGUCGAGGACCACAACUACAGUGUCAGACUUGAAAUCUCUCCCAAUGAAAAUACUCCUGCUUAUUUUGAAACAUUUGACAAUGUGAUCACUGGCUUCAUGAAAGAGCAGAGUAUUCCAGGAGCUUCUCUGGCCAUUAGUCUGCAUGGAAAGCCGGUGUAUGUGCAAGGCUAUGGUACAGCAGGACCAGGAAAACUGGUUUUAUCUAACUCCAAGUUCCGAUUGGCCAGUAUCAGUAAACCAAUCACAGCCAUCGUUACAAUGAAGCAGUGUGAAAGGGGUUUUCUCUCACUUAACGACACAGUUUUUGGGACAAAAGGUGUGACUAGUUAUAAGCCGUCCAGUAAGGGUGACCGUCGACUGACCAGGAUCACUGUAGAACAUCUGCUUCAGCACUCAUCUGGCUGGGAUAGAGAUAGGGUGGGCGAUCCAGUGUUUUGGAAACUAGACAAGGUUUGUCCUGGACAGGAGCCCACAGCCAAGGAAACACUGCUAAGUUACAUGAUGUCACGCAAGCUCCAGUUCUCUCCAGGUAAACGGCAUGCCUAUUCUAAUCUUGGCUACCUGGUGCUGGGGAUGGCUCUAGAGAAGAGACUGGGGCUGAAGUAUGAGGACCUGGUGCAUGAAUGUCUGGGGGAGAUCACCAGGGACAUGUAUGUUGGCACAGCCAAGAAGUCUGUUGAGGACCCUGAAGAGGUUGAGUAUUACAGUAACCGUGAACCUAGUUUGGCUCCAUCUGUGAUACCCGGGGAGGGGCUGGUGACCCCUCAGUAUGGCUCCUUCCUGAUGGAGGACACUGGGUCGUAUGGAGGCUGGGUGGCCUCGGCAGGACACCUCCUUGUUCUGUUUGACAGACUUACUGUCAAUGACCCAAGUAUGCAUAUUUUGAGACCAGAAACAUUCAAAAGAAUGCUGCAGCGACCUAAUUAUGAAAGUGGAGAGGAGUGGUAUGGCCUUGGACUGGAUGUUCAGCACGGAGGUCACAGCUGGGGUCACACAGGGGCUAUGGAAGGCACAUCAACAACCUUUUUGCACCAUAGGUCAGGGUUGAGCUGGGUCCUCUUACUCAACUCUUGGUCACGUGACAUGGAUUUAAAUGGCCUUGUCAAAUUUGCAUUGAGUCAUGUUCCACAUCUGCCAAUGUGGAAUCCUGUGAUGCCGUCCCUGUCUGAACUAAGGGCAGAUAACUUUUAUAAAGUUGUGUCCGAGGAUAGGGUACAGAUUGUAUGUGUACUUCUACAGUAUAAGGAUUUGAGUACCCACAUUGGAGAGCUUACUAAUCAGGGGUAUUGGAUAACAGCCCUAAACAUGUUUGUUCACGAUAGUCAAUUAUACUUCAAUAUUGUUUGGAGAGUAAACAAAGACAACACCUUCUGGAAAGUAAAUCACUAUACGGAUGAGGAUCUUCAACUUUAUCAGGAUUUUCCAGAGGAAUGUGAAACUGAUUUAUUUGUUGAUAUUUUAGAUACAUGUUAUUAUAAUGAAAGAAUUCAUUACUUUUUUGUUUGUAAGAUGAAAGACAUCUUUAUGAAAAGGAUUUUGUCAUUUCAUGUAACUGGGAAAAAUCAUUUGGAACAUUUGUCUAAUUUAAAAAAACUAAAUUAUGAUUUGAAAAUACAAUCAGUCUGUGUAAAGCAUGGUGACAUUUUAGUUUCGUCUGUUUUCUAUCACAACGGAGGUAGUCCCAGUACAACCAUAUCCUGGCUACAAGUCACCCCCGACAACUUUGUAUAUGAGUUAGGUAAAAAGUUAUCACUGGGCUUGUAUGGUCUGGUGUAUGUCAAGUUUUACACAGAUGGAGAUCUCCCGAGUGUAAGUAUGGUCUUGACUUCAGAAAAGCCUUCUUUGUGUCUGCAGCGACAUGAUGUGUCCAGGUUUGGUUUUUUGUAUGAACUUCACCAGAGUGCUGAUGUCCCCAUACAGUUCCUGUGUGGGUAUAAAUCGGAGGGCAUUCUAAACUUUGCUUCAGUAUGGGAAGUGCUCAAAAAAGGUCGACCAGUGAUUGGUUAGCCAAUACAUGGAGGGACUGAAAGUGUACAUGUAAGUGUGUGAUUAGUCAGUCAUAUUGGGAACUAUAAGGAACGAAAACAGACAGUGAAGUAUCUGAACUGAGUUUAAAGAUUAAAAUGUAAUAAA